AUGAAGAACGCUAGCCCUCGCACGACGACCAGACGAACCCCCCCAGGGGGCCCUUCCGCCGCCGCCGGAGCCAUCGAGCUCAGAGAGGACCGUCUCGUGAUCCGGCUGCCUGAUUUCCGGCUACUCCAGCUCGUUGCCCGGUCGGUGCUCCUCAUCGCCGCCAUCCUCACCCUCCCCUGGCUCCGCGCCGUGCUCCUCUCGGCCGGAAUGCCCGCGGCUCCGCCGCCGGGCGCCGCCGCCCCGCGGUCUCGUUGGGUCGACGACCCGUUCUAUCUCCCAAUGCUUCUCCGCGAUCUGCAGCACCAGGGACUGCUCGGCGCCCGCGCCCGCGCCGUCUUCCUCGGGGACCCCGGCUCCCGGCUCCCCUUCUUGAAGCACAACCAGAUCGAGCCGGUGUCCUCCGACCGAGAGUGGAAAAUUCCCGACCGCUCCGUCGAAUUCGUGCUCGCCGCCGGUGACUUCAGCGAUGCCUCCUUCGAAUUCGUCGACCGGGUGCUGAGAGUCGGCGGCAUCACCGCAGUCCGAUUAAGCUCGGACCCGUCGCAUUCUUUCCACCUGCCGCCGAACUACAGAACGGUUUAUAUCCGGCGAUUCGGAUCCACCAUUGUCGCCAUAAAGAAGAUCGGCCGAGCCAGUAACGACAACGAUGAAAAUGCCGCUAAUUUCCAGGCCAGCAGAGCAGGGAGGAGACUGCUGGCGAUUUCGAAGGCGAAAGAAGAGACGCGGAACGAAUCGGAGGAUGUCUUGCCGGAGCCACCAUCCAAGAACGAGUCCGAGAAGCUGCGGAAGAGGGCUAAACACCUCCCGGAUCUGAUGGGCGACUCGCUGGCCGAGCACCCAAGACGGGUGUUUGUCGACGCCGGGCCGCCCGGGAGGACGGGGAGCGAGAAGUGGUUCCAGGAGCAGCAUCCAAAGGGGAAUUCGGCUUUCGAGAUUAUAAGGUUGGAUGCGGUGGGGAUAGCAAAGUGGCUGGCGAGGAAUGUGAAGGAAGAGGAGUAUGAGGUGAUGAAGGCUGAUGCAGAAGACUCCAAUGGUGGGGCUAAGAACGAAUAA
Molecule: messenger RNA, 1053 nt
Organism: Phoenix dactylifera (date palm)
Lineage: Eukaryota; Viridiplantae; Streptophyta; Magnoliopsida; Arecales; Arecaceae
Source: RefSeq, a predicted model, not a curated record